UCUCUUCUGCUACUACUACCUCUCCCUAUAUACUCUCUACUCUUUCUAGUUUCUAUUACUUUUCUUUCUUUCUUUCUUUCUUUCUUUCUCUGUUUUCACUCUCUCUCUUCUUCAUUUCUUCACAUUUUCACACACACAGAGAAGACUGAACAAAGAGGAAAAGAGAGAGCGAUGGAUGUGAGACUCUUGAGUACUCUUUCCUUCUUUUUAUAAUGAACAAAGGACCACAAUCCCUCUUCUUCACUGAAGAAGAUGGCUAUCCAUCAUCAUCACCAACAACACACUUCUUCUCUUUUUGAUGCUCUUUACUGUCAUGAAGAAAAAUGGGAAGACGAUGAUAAUGAUGAUGAAGGAGAAGUUGUUGAUGAAGAAGGAGAACAAAGUUAUGUCACAACAACAAACAAUGAUAUAUUGGACUCUACUUCCCUUUUACCUCUGCUUUUAUUAGAACAGAACUUGUUCAAUAAAGAUGAAGAACUCAACACUCUUUUCUCCAAAGAAAAGAUUCAACAAGAAACUUAUUAUGACGAUCUGAAAAAUGUGAUGAACUUUGACUCACUCACUCAACCUCGUCGUGAAGCUGUUGAAUGGAUGCUUAAAGUCAAUGCUCAUUAUGGUUUCUCUGCUCUCACUGCAACACUUGCUGUUAAUUAUCUUGAUAGGUUUCUUCUAAGCUUCCAUUUUCAAAAGGAGAAGCCAUGGAUGAUUCAGCUUGUUGCUGUUACUUGCAUCUCUUUAGCUGCUAAAGUUGAAGAAACUCAAGUUCCUCUUCUCUUAGACCUUCAAGUGCAAGAUACUAAAUAUGUGUUUGAGGCAAAGACUAUUCAGAGAAUGGAGCUUUUGAUUCUGUCAACACUGAAAUGGAAGAUGCAUCCAGUGACAACACACUCUUUUUUAGAUCACAUUAUAAGAAGGCUUGGAUUGAAAACUAAUCUUCAUUGGGAGUUUCUUAGGCGCUGUGAGAAUCUUCUUCUAUCUGUACUUUUAGAUUCAAGAUUUGUUGGUUGUGUUCCUUCUGUGUUGGCCACUGCUACAAUGUUGCAUGUUAUAGACCAGAUUGAACAGAGUGAUGAUAAUGAUGUGGAUUACAAAAAUCAGCUUCUUAAUGUUCUCAAAAUCAGCAAGGAGAAAGUUGAUGAAUGUUAUAAUGCGAUUCUUCAUCUUACAAAUACAAAUAAUUAUGGUUAUAAUAAACGAAAGUAUGAAGAAAUCCCUGGUAGUCCAAGUGGCGUAAUUGAUGCUGUUUUUAGUUCUGAUGGUUCUAACGAUUCGUGGACAGUGGGAGCAUCAUCAUAUUCAACCUCAGAGCCUGUGUUUAAGAAGACCAAGAAUCAAGGACAAAAUAUGAAUUUGUCACCGAUUAACAGGGUCAUUGUCGGAAUUCUUGCCACUGCAACCUCUCCUUAAAAUCCUCUAUGCAUUAUUUUCUAUGUCCUUUUUAAAAAAAAAAUAACCAUAUAAAAAAUUACCCCCCAAAAAGAUCUAUAUUUAUUUACUAUGGUUAUGUUCAUGUUGCUACUUUAGUAGUCUCUUUCUUUCUAUCUCUUCAUUUCCAACAAUGUCCAGAAUUCAUUUUACAUGAAUCUCUUGAAGAUGAUGAUGAUAGAGGAUAAAAGGAAUGGUUAAUUUCUGAGGAGAGGACAAAGUUGGCAAUGAAGAUUAUUAUUACUACGAGCAAAAAAGAACCCUAUGAUAUCUGUUUCAUUUGAAGGCACUGUUUUUUUAUUUUAUUGAAUGGUUCUCUUCUAGACCAUACCAAAUUUGGACAUAUUUAUAUGAUAUUUCUAUAAUAAAUUGGUAAUAAUUUUUGGUCA
This is a messenger RNA of Medicago truncatula (barrel medic), 1814 nucleotides long. Its product is annotated as cyclin-D3-1. The transcript has 4 exons. NCBI's taxonomy places the organism in Eukaryota, Viridiplantae, Streptophyta, Magnoliopsida, Fabales, Fabaceae. The coding region runs from base 253 to 1407 and encodes 384 amino acids. The record is from RefSeq and is a predicted model, not a curated record.